GAUACAGAAGACAGAAGGACUCCUCUCAACCUGUACCGAGAUCUAAAACCUCUCCUAUCCCUGUGGGAAUAUGUACAACCAUCCACAUCUCCAGGAUAAAGGAUGUCAGAACUGAUACAGAGUCUGGAACAAUGCCAACCCCAGAGAGAGGCUGCCUGGAAUGUCUUUUACCUUGUUGUUUUUUAUUAUCACGGGACACAAACAAACAAACAAACAAGAAGAUGUUAUCAGAGAUGUUUGUUUGGAUGAAAGGGAGAAACCCAGAGGGCUUUCCUUCUGACCAGGCUCUUCUCUACACUAUGAGCUGAUUGACCCCUCUCUGCCCCCCCUCCACCCCCCCACACACACAAAUCGUCCCUCCCCUCCACCUCUCCUUCCAACCGACGAUGGAUCUGAUGAAUGAAACCACGGUCAUCACAGACAGCGACUUAUUGGAUGACUCCUCAACCCGCGUCCUGACUGGCUGUUUCCUCUCGCUGCUCAUCCUCUCCACGUUGCUCGGCAACAUCCUUGUGUGUGCCGCCGUCACCAAGUGCCGUCACCUGCGUUCCAAAGUCACCAACUUCUUUGUGAUCUCGUUGGCCGUCUCCGACCUCCUGGUCGCUGUACUGGUGAUGCCGUGGAAGGCCGUGACGGAGGUCGCAGGGUUCUGGCCGUUUGGCUCGUUCUGCGACACUUGGGUGGCGUUCGACAUCAUGUGCUCCACGGCAUCCAUCUUGAACCUGUGUGUGAUCAGCGUGGACCGUUACUGGGCAAUAUCCAGCCCGUUCCGCUAUGAGAGGAACAUGACUCCUAAAGCUGCGUUUGUGAUGAUCAGCGUGGCCUGGACGCUCUCCCUCCUCAUCUCCUUCAUCCCCGUCCAGCUCAACUGGCACAAAGCCCAGACCUUUACCUCUACCUCCAUCACUACCUCCACAACCACCCCCUACGGCCUCCAGGCCCCCCCAGACUCCUCUAACCCUGUUGGGGAUAACAACACACAUCAGGCCCCCCGGGACUGGGACAACUGUCACUUCAGCCUGAACCGGACCUACGCCAUCUCUACCUCUCUGAUCAGCUUCUAUAUCCCAGUGAUCAUCAUGGUGGUCACCUACACACAGAUCUACCGCAUCGCCCACCGUCAGAUCAGAUGCAUCGCCACCCUAGAACGAGCCGCAGAGAGCGCCAAGAACCGACACAACAGCAUGGGAGGAUCCAGCAUCUCCGAAUCGGAGAGCUCAUUCAAGAUGACGUUCAAACGGGAGACAAAGGUCCUGAAGACGCUGACUCUGAUCGUGGGCGUGUUCGUGUGCUGCUGGCUGCCAUUCUUCAUCCUGAACUGCAUGGUGCCGUUCUGUGAGCUGUCACCCCCCGGUGGCGCGGCCUCCUUCACCUGUAUCAGUCCCACUACGUUUGAUGUGUUUGUGUGGUUCGGGUGGGCCAACUCUUCCAUCAACCCCAUCAUAUAUGCCUUUAACCCAGACUUCCGCAAGGCAUUCUCUAUCCUCCUGGGCUGCCACAGAUUCUGUCCCGGAGAUCACGGCAUGGGCGCGUUCAGUCUCAAUAAGAAGUGAGCUCAGAGCUUCAGAAUUCCCAGUGGUAGUAAUAAAAAACAUACAUGGACAACAUCUGCUGAGACACUGGUCUCAGAAGAGGACCUACAGUACCAGCUGUCAUGAACGUCAGAGAACUAUAGCAUGCCAUCGUCUGGUGCAUUGUAUUGCCAUAAGCAAGCAGAGUAAGCACUACAACCUUGGUGUAAAAGGUUUGUUGUUGUCAUUGAGGGUGCCGCCACCUUGUGCAGUGUCACUGGGCAUAACAUACAGUGCGAUCUGAAAUGGCACUGCAAUAAGAGUCGAGUGACCCUUUGCAGUGUCCCUGACUGUGCAGUGAAUGCAGUACGUUUAGUGACACAUUGUCUCUGUGGAGUAGAUACUACAGUGAGUCAGGGCCCCAGACUCUGACCCAGUGAUCCAGUGACUGCAGACUAUAGUGAGUCAGGGCCCCAGACUCUGACGCAGUGAUCCAGUGAAAUCAGUGACU
Salvelinus sp. IW2-2015 is the source of this 2022-nucleotide messenger RNA. RefSeq names its product D(1) dopamine receptor-like. Gene Ontology annotation, biological process: adenylate cyclase-activating adrenergic receptor signaling pathway; G protein-coupled dopamine receptor signaling pathway. Gene Ontology annotation, molecular function: dopamine neurotransmitter receptor activity, coupled via Gs; G protein-coupled receptor activity. NCBI's taxonomy places the organism in Eukaryota, Metazoa, Chordata, Actinopteri, Salmoniformes, Salmonidae. Gene Ontology annotation, cellular component: plasma membrane. The record is from RefSeq and is a predicted model, not a curated record.